Ixodes scapularis (black-legged tick) is the source of this 555-nucleotide messenger RNA. RefSeq lists its product as uncharacterized. The transcript is spliced from 5 exons. NCBI's taxonomy places the organism in Eukaryota, Metazoa, Arthropoda, Arachnida, Ixodida, Ixodidae. The record is from RefSeq and is a predicted model, not a curated record. The coding region runs from base 16 to 555 and encodes 179 amino acids.
GAAAUUGAAGAGGCAAUGAUUGUCCUUGUCUUCUUGGGAAUACCGCUCUUAUCUCAUUGCGAUACUAUUUUACCUAAAGAGAGCGGAGGAGAUUAUCCUGAUGCCAACGAGGUUAUGAAGAAACUACCUGAAACGUACAUGCUUCAGUCACUAUUAAAUUUUGCUAAUUUAACCUGUGGUUAUCAAAAGUUCUACAAUCGGACAAAACGAAACAAAACUUUCGGAAUGUAUGCUUUUUUUCACCUCUACAUGGACGGCCAUUUCCAUUAUCAACCGUACUAUGUGAAAAUCGUGACCAACUACACAGUUCAUAUGGGCACCCAUCGAAAAAAAUCAUAUCCACCAACGACUGCACGCGAGGUAUUAUUUUCCAAUAUGGAGUCGUGCAUGGUAAUAAAGAACCCCAGAUAUACUAAAGCCUGUAACCUGAUGGUGAACAGAGAGGGCUUUAUGGAUCCUCCAAUAAGAUGCCUGAGAAAAUUCGAAGAGCACUGCAAAGGUCCGGUGUUCAACUAUACGAUUGAUGACUGCCCUUACCCGAAGAGCGAGUUGUAA